Molecule: messenger RNA, 783 nt
Organism: Penicillium expansum
Lineage: Eukaryota; Fungi; Ascomycota; Eurotiomycetes; Eurotiales; Aspergillaceae
Product: oxidoreductase, short-chain dehydrogenase/reductase family
Exons: 4
Coding region: 1-783 (260 amino acids)
Molecular function (GO): oxidoreductase activity
Source: RefSeq, a predicted model, not a curated record
AUGGUAUCCCCAUACAAGCACGUUUUGCUCGUUGGAGCUACCUCCGGAAUCGGUAGAGCGAUGGCCGAUCGUCUGAUCCAGUCUGGGGUCAAAGUGACUGCCGUAGGACGGCGGAAACAGCGUCUUGACGAGUUCGUUGAAAAACACGGCGAGGGAAAAGCCUCUGCGAUGAAAUAUGAUGUUAGCGACAUCGACGGGGCUCCCCAAUUCGCCGCAGACGCAACCGCUCAACAUCCAGAUAUCGACUGUGUUUUUCUCAAUCCGGGAAUCCAACGGAAAUACAAGUUGACCGACCCUAAAGAUGGGGAUUUGAGUGAUUUCAGAGCAGAGAUGGACGUCAAUUUCAUCAGCUACGUUGCACUGACCCAGGCAUUCAUUCCCUUCUUGCUGUCUAGUCCGACUCCAACAAGCUUUAUAUUUACAACAUCGCUUCUAGCUUUGGUGCCUGCGCCGAGAAUCCCUGCCUAUUCGGCCGCCAAAGCUGCGUUGAACGCUUUUGUAUACUGCCUGCGAGAUCAGCUGAGGGAAUCAAAUGUUAAAGUGAUCGAAUUGGCCCCACCUCUUGUGUCGACCGAACUACACGAUUAUAUGGGCAUUGAGAAAGGACGAGGUAUGGGCAUGCCGGUUGAGGAGUAUGCCGAAGAUGCCUACCAAGCAUUGGAAAUGGGAAGUGAUGAGAUUCUUGGUGGGAGCGUUGGACCGACCGAAAUAUUUCAGGAUCUGGCCGAAAAGCGUCGCCAAAUAUUCGAUGAGUUCGCCCCGAUGCUUCGUGACUUGGAUUAA